AUGGCUGGAAUUACGAAACUUGAACUUCGGACGGCUCUUGGCCCGGUCUAUCGAGAUGUACUACCGAAUCCUCCUCGAGACUGUACGACUGAUGAGAUCCCGAUUAUUGACUUGGCACUUAUGUUUUCCGAAAAGCUUUCCGACCGUAAAAGUGUCGCCGAUAAUAUCAGAUUAGCUGCUACUAAUAACGGCUUCUUCUAUAUCAAGAACCAUGGCAUACCGGAAGAAGUCAUUGCUCAAUGCAAGAAGCAAGUGAUCAACUUUAUGAGACAGCCUCUAGAGAAGAAGAUGCUAGUCGACUCUAGGACACAUAGCAAGUAUUAUAACGGAUACCUUGGAAACCGAAAGGCCCAGAUCUCCCGAACCGAGAGUGUCGACGUCAGAGAGUCAUUUUCAUUUCGGUAUAGCCCGGAGCUCGAUCCAGAUCAUCCAGUGAACGUUUCUGAGCUUCCCGAGGAGGUGAGAUCAUGGAUCCGCGCAGAAGACUUCGUGUGGGAGGGUACAGAGCAUUUGCCAAAUUUUAAGGAGGACGCUCUCGCAUAUUGGAGGAGUUGCUUGACUCUAGCUAGGAGGCUAGUUAGGGCAUUUGCUCUUUCGCUAGACCUAAAAGAAGAUUAUUGGGACGACAAAGUCACACACCCAGGAGCAGAUGGUGUCUUCAAUUACUAUCCGCCCAGGACCGUAGAAGAAGUCGAAAAUAAACGGGUGGGUGGUUUGCAAGUGCUGUCUAGAGAGGGACAAUGGCUGAGGGCACCUCCAAUUGAAGGAACUCUUGUUGUCAACAUUGGCGACUUCAUGAUGCGGCUCUGCAAUGACAUUUAUAAAUCCACUGUUCAUAGAGUCACAAACGAGUCCGGUGGAGAACGCGUCUCUCUACCAUUCUUCUUUGGUCUUAACUUCAACUGCGUCGAGGGCGUUGUUCCCUCGUGUACCUCGGAGAAUAAUCCUGCCAAAUACAAACCCAUCUCCUGCGGCGACUGGUGUCAAAUGAGAUUCAAGAUCGAGAGAGAUGAAUUUCUCAAAAACCAAGAAGCCAAAAAAGGCAGUAGCUCCAAGUGCUACCGUGGUAGCUAUGUAGAUGAGGUAUUUCGAUUCAUUGUACCCGAUUCUAUUAGAGACCUUUUGAACGAGUUCAAGGACGUCAAAGAAGGCUUCGCGUUCAGGUUUAAGCGUUUUGAGACCAAGUCCAACGAGGAGAUCCCGAUUCUCGCCCGAGUUUUUCCUUGCGAUGUGACUAGCGAUUUGAACAGCAUACAGCUGGGCUAA
This is a messenger RNA of Daldinia childiae, 1266 nucleotides long. RefSeq lists its product as uncharacterized. The coding region runs from base 1 to 1266 and encodes 421 amino acids. Gene Ontology annotation, molecular function: dioxygenase activity. Lineage: Eukaryota; Fungi; Ascomycota; Sordariomycetes; Xylariales; Hypoxylaceae. The transcript is spliced from 7 exons. The record is from RefSeq and is a predicted model, not a curated record.